AUGGCUCAGUCCGUCAACUCGGAUUUUUACGACCCGCUGGAGGGCCGUAUACCCUCGGUCCGUUACAACCCUCAUGAUCCGGAGAGCGUGGCAUACAAUAUAGCUGCCUCUUAUAAGCGCACAGGAAAGAGCACUAAGAACUCCUCGACUCCACCGUUGUUCGCGCUCAUCAUUGGGAUCAACUACUACAAAAGCGACAAGAUCGGUGAUUUAAGAGGCGCGGUGCCUGAUGCUAAUGCCAUACAGAACUUCCUGGAGAAUGACCUUGGGGUGCCAAGAGAUCACAUCAGGAACCUCCGUAACAAGAAGGCUACCAAGGUUGCAAUCCUCACCGAGAUCCGCACCCUCUCAAUGAUGGAGCACAUACAUCAGGGCGAUCCCAUCUUGAUAUUUUACGCUGGGCAUGGCGGUUCGGCACCGGCACCGGACGGCUGGCAAGGGCCCAAGAUUGAAAUGCUUCUUCCAUGCGACUGCGAGGAAUUGGAUAACGUAUGGUCGAAUGUGAUACCCGAUCGUACGUUUGCUAGUCUUCUCGACAGACUUGCGGAGGCAAAGGGCGAUAAUAUCACCGUCAUUCUUGACUGCUGCCACUCAAGCUCAGGCACUCGCGGGGACAAUGCUGAAUGCAUGGUCCGCGGGAUCGACAUCCUGGAUUCUCCUUCGCCCGAUCUUGAUCGCCAAAUCUGGGGCGCUACUGUAGAUGGCAAGCGUGCCUCUCAACCUGCGCCAGGUUUUGCACGCAGUGGAUUGAGGUCACACGUACUCCUCGCAGCAUGUGGUGCAGGAGAGCGGGCUCAGGAAUUUAACAAGAGGGGGCGCUUCACGCAAGCUAUUCUCGAACGUCUGUCAAUGGCCGGAACGGCCAACAUAACAUACAAGGAAUUGAUCCAGCAGAUCACUCCCUGGGAGGAGCAGAACCCUCAAUGCGAAGGUUACAAUCAGGGUCGAGUGGUUUUCAAUUCUAAGGCACCCAACCUGCGGCGUAUGGUAUUCGAAGUUCGAUGGGAAGGAGAGAAGUACGUCAUGAAAGCAGGUGCUGCUCAUGGGGUUACCGAUGGGGCUCGCUUCGCCAUCUACAAGGACAGAAGUGUGACCUCAAAUACUUCGCCAUUAGGACACCUUACUGCCCAGAAAGUUGAUGAAUUCACCACAAUUCUCGCGGCUCCUCCCGGCGCCCCCCUAUUCGACCACGAUUCUAUCCGGUUUGCAUCUCAGACGCAUGCGAGCAUGUCGGAAAGCCUUCGCGUCCACCUUGACGAGAAGCUGGCUGACUUGUUUGACGAACCCAAUGUAGACCCAUCGACAGAGCACAGGAGCGUCGAAAUGGUGGACAAGGCCGACGCUGAAUUGGACGUCACGCUCGAGAAUGGAUUUGUCGUUUUCGACGUGCUGGAUGAGGAGAUCACACAAUUCAACUUCAAGCGCCUUCCGCACGAAGUUGAGCCUGUUAUUUCUGUUAUUUCCCUGGUCAUCCGCGAUGCAGUCCACUAUUACUGGCAUCUUCGGCGCACCAAUCUUUCACACCCUCUUCGAGAUCACGUCAAUUUGGAGUUCACGAAACUUACCGCUUUGAAGGACCAAUUCGGUGAUUUCUUGCAGCCUAUCACGACUCCUAUCGGAGAGAAUCUAGUUGGUUGUGAUAAGGUUGUCCGGCUUGUUAUCGACGACGACUCUUCCAUGUAUGGCAUCAAGAUUACCAACAAGUCGAACAUACCAAUGUUUGCGUCUCUUUUUUACUUUGACAAUAGCGACUUCAGCAUCUCGACCUACUAUCAGACGCCUACUGGGGCAGGAAGAGUCGAUACGCCCUUGCCUCCCAAUGGGACCCUGACCGUCGGCUACGGGUCAGGCGGCGCUGUGCCCUUCAGCUAUUUUCUGCGAGAGGGGCAAGAUGUCGACGUGGGACUAUUGAAGCUGUUCCUCUCCACGAAACACGUGGAUCUGUCAUAUGUGCCAGUACAAUCGGUGCUGAGCUUUCGCGAGUCUGGCCAGCCUCAGCGUCACACCACCGUGAACAAGCCGGAGGAAAUCACUUCAACGUGGGAUACAUUGACAAUUCCCAUUGUCCAACUGCGGCCUCAGCCUGAGAAAAUGAGUUCUGCUUAG
Molecule: messenger RNA, 2106 nt
Organism: Sparassis crispa
Lineage: Eukaryota; Fungi; Basidiomycota; Agaricomycetes; Polyporales; Sparassidaceae
Exons: 9
Coding region: 1-2106 (701 amino acids)
Biological process (GO): proteolysis
Molecular function (GO): cysteine-type endopeptidase activity
Source: RefSeq, a predicted model, not a curated record